Molecule: messenger RNA, 2835 nt
Organism: Nerophis lumbriciformis (worm pipefish)
Lineage: Eukaryota; Metazoa; Chordata; Actinopteri; Syngnathiformes; Syngnathidae
Source: RefSeq, a predicted model, not a curated record
GGAGCGGAAGUCCACAUUGAAGUUCCGGUCUGUCGUCUUCCGGCCCGGCAAGUGAUUUCAGUCAAAUAAUAUCAAUAUUCAGUCAAGAGAAAGAAGAUUAAACAGGAGCAAGAGGGAAAUUACAUCAAUAUUCAAUGAACAAAAAGAAGCGUGUUUCCGGAAAGAAAUAAAGAUCAAGAUGAGCAGAGCAGGCGCGCCUACAGUCUUCUCACGCUCGCUUCCUUGCUUCCCAGUCAGCCAAUGAGGACAAUAGCGGUCCUCGGCGGGGGCAUCGGGGGGCUGGCAGCGUCUUACUACCUGUGCAGGAGCCCCCAGGUGACCAAGGUGGUUCUACUGGAGUCCAGCAGUCGUCUGGGAGGAUGGUUGUGGUCCACAAGAAGGCCCGACGGUGCCGUGUUCGAACAUGGACCCAGAGGGAUUCGACCUGCCGGGGCCGUGGGUCACAACACUCUUAAUAUGGUGGAAGACUUGGGUCUGGGCGGGGAGAUUGUGCCUGUCGCCUACAGCCACGAUGCUUCCAAGAGCAGAUAUUUGUACGUCAACAAGCAGCUUCACAAGAUGCCUUCAGGAAUAAUGUGUGUGUGUGUGUGUCUGUGUGUGUCUGUGUCUGUGUGUGUGUGUGUGUGUGUGUGUGUGUGUGUGUGUGUGUGUGUGUGUGUGUGUGUGUGUGUGUGUGUGUGUGUGUGUGUGUGUGUGUGUGUGUGUGUGUGUGUGUGUGUGUGUGUAUGUGCACAGGUGCUGUCUGACAUGACCAUACUCCAGCGGAGGAUCCCCCCCACCUUCCGAGAGCCCGCCACUGCCCCCUUGAGGAAACUCUCUGUAGACCUCAUCAAGACUUACAAGCACAUCAAUGAGGUGUACUACACCAAGAAGAAGAGGCGGGCCCAGCAGGUAGCUCCAUCAGAAGACAGCAGCAGCAAGAAGGAGAGGAAGGUGUACAACGAGGGUUAUGAUGAUGACAACUAUGACUACAUGGUGAAGAAUGGAGAGAAGUGGCUGGACCGCUAUGAGAUCGACUCCUUGAUUGGCAAGGGAUCCUUUGGACAGGUGGUGAAGGCGUACGACCACCAUGAGCAGGAGUGGGUAGCCAUCAAGAUCAUCAAGAACAAAAAGGCUUUCCUCAACCAGGCUCAGAUUGAACUUCGCCUUUUGGAGCUGAUGAACAAACAUGACACUGAGAUGAAAUAUUAUAUUGUCCACCUGAAGCGUCACUUUAUGUUUAGGAACCAUCUUUGUUUGGUCUUUGAGUUGUUGAGCUACAAUUUGUAUGAUCUGCUGAGGAACACCAACUUCAGAGGAGUCUCUCUCAACCUCACUCGCAAGUUUGCACAGCAGCUCUGUACAGCACUAUUAUUCCUGGCCACACCAGAACUGUCCAUCAUCCACUGCGACUUGAAACCAGAGAACAUCUUGCUGUGUAACCCCAAGAGGUCUGCCAUCAAGAUCGUGGACUUUGGAUCGUCCUGCCAGCUGGGCCAGAGGAUCUACCAGUACAUCCAGAGCAGGUUCUACCGCUCCCCUGAGGUCCUUCUGGGAAUGCCCUACGACCUGGCCAUCGAUAUGUGGUCUCUGGGAUGCAUCCUGGUGGAGAUGCACACUGGAGAACCUCUCUUCAGUGGUUCUAACGAGGUUGACCAGAUGAACAAGAUCGUAGAAGUUCUGGGCGUGCCUGCCAGUCACAUGUUGGAUGCAGCUCCUAAAGCCAAGAAGUAUUUUGACAAGUUGUCAGACGGUCUGUGGACUGUCAAGAAGAACAAGGACAUCAAGAAGGAGUACAAGCCCCCAGCCACGCGGCGUCUUCACGAGAUCCUGGGUGUGGAGACCGGGGGUCCUGGGGGGCGGAGAGCAGGAGAGGCAGGACACGCCCCCUGUGACUACCUGAAGUUUAAAGACCUGAUCCUGCGCAUGCUGGACUACGACCCCAAGAGCCGCAUCACUCCAUUCUACGCCCUGCAGCACAACUUCUUCAAGAAGACCACCGAUGAAGGAACCAACACCAGUUCCUCCACAUCCACCUCCCCCGCCAUGGACCACUCCCAUUCCACCUCUACUACCAGCUCUGUUUCUAGCUCUGGUGGCUCCAGUGGUUCCUCCAACGACAACCGCAACUAUCGCUAUAGCAACCGCUACUACAACUCUGCUGUGACACAUUCAGACUACGAGAUGACCAGCCCUCAGCAGAUGAGGAUGUGGCCAAGCAGCAGCGACGGAGGAGGCGGAGUCGGAGGCGGGGCCCAGGAGGGCGGGGCCUACACGCAGUUGCUGCUCCAUAAGCCCGCCCCCUCCCAGCAGCACCAGCGUCACUUCCUGGAGCAGCCCCACCCCCACCACCCCCACCCCACCUACGCCCACCACGGCAAUGGCGGGCGCCUGCGGCAGAGCGGACAGAGUGCGGCGGCGGGCGGCGGCCAGCAGGGGGCGUCGCCCCAGAUGAGCGACAGCAUGGAUGUGGGCGUGUCCCUAGGGCUGCACCACCUGGGGGCGGUGUCUUCCAUGGAGGCGUCUCAGUUCGGCUCCGCCUCCCUGCCCGUCGGACUGUCGGCCUUCCGGACUCGCACGGCCCCCGCCGCCCCGGGGCCGCAAGCCCCGCCCCCCGAGGACUACUACCCCGCCUCCAACAACAAUAACCUGGCGGCGGGCGGCCGAGGGAGGCCGGACUCUGACGAAGGAGCGGCCAACUCUUGAUAAAAGCUCAAGUGCGCCCUAAAGCCAUAGCCGGACGCCAUCUUCUUGUGGCUGGGACUGCAUGACAGGAGAGGAGGAUGCUGGGAAAUUUAUCAUCGCCUGCUUUCUUUCGCCAACCUGUCAGCCCGGGGGAGGGGAGCGAGGAGGGGG